CUUGCACUUCCUGUUAUGAGGCCAUGAAAGGAUAAACUAGGCUACUCAUGGAUAUUUAUGUUGAAGGUAGGUUAGCAUAUGUUGAAGUUGUUACUCUUGUAUCAUUUUUACCAGGCAGAUGUACAUAACACAGAUAAGUAAGAAUCAACUAAAUUCUUCCAUCAGGUAAGAAAAUGCAGAGAUGGGUGAGAGAGGAGUGAGGAAGAAUGAGGCUUAUGUGAGGGCAGAGGGAGGGAGGAGAGUGACGGUGAUGGGGGAGUGUUGUUGAUUGUUCCUCAUAUUUCAGGAGAGGUCCCGCAGACAGAUCUCCAUAUAAGACCACGGGGUGCUCUGAUCUCUGUCUCUGCCACCAGAGACCAGGGGGGUGGGAGGUAUUUCCACAGCUCAUCACACUGCCAGUCCCUGUCAUCUUUUUUUCCUGCUGUCUUAAUCCUCUUCUCCUUUCUUAAGUCGGUUUUCAGCGAUUGUUGAUUCCUAUUUUUGCUUCAAUUUUGAAAUCCUGACCCUAGCCUAACUCAUCAGGGAAGGUCUGCACAAAGAUGGUCCCCAUCAAUACGCAGCACACCAUAGCAUAAGCAUCGGAAUUAAAUAAACUUGGCAGCUGGUGGAGAUUUAUCGAUUUUUGUUUUAAAGACUCAUCAACUGCACCUAUACUUCGUUUUCCUCUUCCUUGACUACUGGCAACUCACGGCUGAAGAGAUGUCCUCUCUUACAGCCCCAGAAAAAUCCUCGUCUAACACAAUGGGUCCCAAAGAGGUGGAGCUGAUCCUCGUGAAGGAGCAGAAUGGGGUCCAGUUCACCUCCACCACCUUAGUAGCUCCGGCCCAGACUAAGCCCACAGGCGUGGAUGAGAGGGAGACAUGGGGGAAGAAAAUCGACUUCCUCCUGUCUGUGAUUGGAUUUGCCGUGGAUCUUGCGAACGUCUGGAGAUUCCCUUACCUUUGCUACAAGAACGGAGGAGGAGCCUUCCUGGUGCCAUACCUGUUCUUCAUGGUGAUCGCAGGGAUGCCUCUUUUUUACAUGGAACUGGCCCUGGGGCAGUACAACAGAGAGGGAGCAGCAGGGGUCUGGAAGAUCUGUCCCAUCUUUAAAGGUGUUGGCUUCACAGUGAUUCUCAUUUCCCUUUAUGUUGGUUUCUACUAUAACGUCAUCAUCUCCUGGGCACUGUUUUACCUUUUUUCCUCAUUCACCCAUGAGUUACCAUGGGUCCACUGCAACAACACCUGGAACAGCCCAAACUGCUCAGACUGGGCUGACAACAGCUCAAUCGGUGACAUUUACAAAGCCACGCCUGCUCAGGAGUAUUUUGAACGAGCGGUCCUCCAUAUUCAGGACAGUAAUGGUAUUGAUGACCUUGGACGUCCACGAUGGCAGCUAACUUCCUGUUUGGCUGUUGUGAUUAUUCUACUCUACUUUAGUCUCUGGAAGGGAGUCAAGACCUCAGGCAAGGUUGUUUGGAUCACAGCAACCAUGCCCUAUGUGGUCCUGACUGUCCUGCUGCUCCGCGGAGUGACUCUGCCUGGAGCCAUCGAUGGCAUUAAAGCGUACCUCUCUGUUGACUUCCUGAGACUCUGUGAUGCCAAGGUCUGGAUCGAGGCCGCAACACAGAUCUGUUUCUCGCUGGGCGUCGGGUUUGGUGUGCUAAUUGCAUUUUCCAGUUACAACAAAUUCAGCAACAACUGUUACAGGGAUGCCAUCAUAACCAGCUCCAUCAACUCUUUGACGAGUUUCUUCUCCGGAUUUGUUGUUUUCUCCUUUCUUGGGUACAUGUCCCACAAACACAACGUGGCUCUAGAUAAAGUCGCCAGAGAUGGUGCUGGAUUAGUGUUUGUCAUUUAUCCAGAAGCCAUUGCAACGUUACCUGGGUCAUCAGUGUGGGCGGUGAUUUUUUUCAUUAUGCUGCUGACACUUGGCCUUGACAGUGCAAUGGGGGGUAUGGAGUCGGUGAUCACAGGACUGAUUGAUGAAUUCAAAUUCCUUCACAAGCAUAGAGAGCUGUUCACCCUCUUCAUCGUUGUUUCGACGUUUCUCAUAUCACUCUUAUGUGUCACAAAUGGAGGGAUGUAUGUGUUUACUCUGCUGGAUCACUUUGCAGCAGGAACAUCAAUUCUCUUUGGAGUGCUUAUUGAAGCCAUCGGCAUCGCCUGGUUCUAUGGAGUGGAUCGUUUUAGCGACGACAUAAAGGAGAUGAUUGGCCACAGACCUGGGAGGUACUGGAGGCUGUGCUGGAAGUUUGUUAGCCCUUGCUUCCUCUUGUUUAUGGUUGUGGUGAGCUUUGCCACGUUCAACCCUCCAAAUUAUGGAUCCUACAUGUUUCCUCAAUGGGCUAACAUGCUGGGGUGGUGUCUGGCCAUGUCAUCGAUGACCAUGGUGCCGCUGUAUGCCAUCUACAAGCUCUGCAUACUGCCCGGAAGGUUUUGCGACCGGCUUGCUUAUGCCAUCACUCCUGAGACAGAGCAUCAUCUGGUAGACAACGGAGAAGUCCGGCAGUUCACUCUGCAUCACUGGUUGGUCGUUUGAGAGGUGCAGAAAGAAACAUGGAAGAGGUAAAGGAGAAAGAAUGUCAGAGUGGAUGCUGGAUGCAUGCAAAAAUAGAAGUCUAAAGAGCUACAGAGUGAAGACAGCCAUGUGAACUGAUCGCAGGGAUUAGGAUGCAGAGUUUAAAAGUGCCAAGAGAAAAAAAGAGAAAAAAAAUCCACAGAAAUUGUAGUGUUGUUACAUUUUAAUAGUGGAUGUGUAAAACUGUGCAUUGGCCCCUAUCUACUGUUUCUCCACAAGCUCAUGAAUGGGAUUCAGUGAAAUAGUUCAUUUGGUGUUCAGCCUGCUAUUUCCGUAAAUGCAAAAAGUCCAUGAAUGCAUAUCAUGGAAGUUUUAGACAGCUAUGUAUUAGUGUGAUGAAUCUUCCCUAUGUUUUAUACCAGUAGGCAUUUCUUACUGCUGCUGAAUGAACACAAAAAGAUAUUGUGAACAUUAUUUGAAGUGCUUAGUAGCACAAUUUCAGAGACAGUUUUGUUAAAUUUAUGAUGUUGUAGAGGUGCUGCACUGAAACAUUCUUUUUUUUUCUAAUGGACUUAAAACAGAGAGCUUAAUUUAUUUUUGUGCAUUUCCACAUUUCCUGAAAACUAUUUGGCUCUAAAAUAAUUUAACUGUAAAGAACACACUACCGUAAUUCUUAAAUCUGAACAAGACUAUGUAGUUAAUAAUUUUAAUUUUAAGACUGUUAUGAUUGCUGUAGCCUUAUGGAAUUUAACGAUCUUUGUUUACAUGAAAAUUGCUUAGUUACAUACAAUGUUUUAUUGUUUCUUAAAACUUGGUUUUACAGUUUUAUAACAUGUUACAGUUGAUGUUCUUUUAGGUGACAAAAUACAUAAAAUAUGCUAUAUAAACUGGCCAUUUGUCGCACCAUUUUAAAGUAUAAAUAUAUAUAUGUUAAAAACAUUUAAAAAAAGGAAACUCCAGAGCCCCCAAAAGGUCACUUUUUAAUUAUUCCCAAAAAUAUUAAUGGUUUAAUAAUUAAGUUGGUAUUUUAUUUGACUUGUAAAGAAAGCUGGCUAUGGUGGAGAUUAUUGUGUCUCUACUACAUCACUUAGUGGUGGUAGCUCAGGUACUCGGUAAUGUUCUUUAAAAGCAUCACAUAAGGCAUUACAUUAUCAUUGCAUUUCAUGAUAUCUUUAGACUGUAAAUAAAUCUGGACUGUUCAAGACCAAAAUUUAUGAUUAUUCUAGAUCAGUCUGGAACAGAAUUUGUGGGAGAAUACAAAGGUAUAACAAAGGUAGCAUAACAUCAUAACACAUUUCUUGCUAUUCAAGAUAGAUUGUUCAUGUAAUUAUUUCUUACACAGAAUCAUUGGUAAGUCUUUGUUACAAUGAAUUAGGAGAUUUAAUGUUUUAAACUUGGAGAAAAUUGGACAAAGUAUCUAUAAUUUUUUUUAUUAAAAAAUAUUUCCAAAUGUUA
Messenger RNA from Fundulus heteroclitus (mummichog), 3954 nucleotides. RefSeq names its product solute carrier family 6 member 3 (gene slc6a3). Gene Ontology annotation, molecular function: dopamine:sodium symporter activity; norepinephrine:sodium symporter activity. Gene Ontology annotation, cellular component: neuronal cell body membrane; plasma membrane; presynaptic membrane. The transcript is spliced from 16 exons. The coding region runs from base 700 to 2520 and encodes 606 amino acids. Gene Ontology annotation, biological process: sodium ion transmembrane transport; dopamine uptake involved in synaptic transmission. The record is from RefSeq and is a predicted model, not a curated record. NCBI's taxonomy places the organism in Eukaryota, Metazoa, Chordata, Actinopteri, Cyprinodontiformes, Fundulidae.